Torulaspora delbrueckii is the source of this 444-nucleotide messenger RNA. RefSeq lists its product as uncharacterized. The record is from RefSeq and is a predicted model, not a curated record. Bases 1 to 444 code for a protein of 147 amino acids. The transcript has a single exon. Lineage: Eukaryota; Fungi; Ascomycota; Saccharomycetes; Saccharomycetales; Saccharomycetaceae.
AUGUCAAGUUUACAGGACCAAAUUGAUGCAAGGAAACGAAGGUUAGCAGAGCUACGAAGCAAGCGGAAUAAUGCUGCUUCUUCUUCAGAUAAACACGAUGAACGCGAGCACAAGAAGAGUAAGAUUAGACCGGUGAGGCGAGACUUUGACAUCGUGAAGCAAGAAGUGGCAGCCCAGUCGACGGAUAAAUUGCGGAGCCUCACGGUUGAGACGUCAUCUACACAAUUCAAGAAACAAGCAGGCGAUGAGGCCGAAAGAAGUGAUGAAAUAGUAACGGGCUCUGAGAGACCUUCGAGCACUAAGGCCAAGCAUAAUGGGGGAAUUGAUGCAAUGAGAGCAAAAGUAGAGAAAGAUUUACGAGUGUUGGAUAGGCGAACAAAUGAGGAGAUCAGGAGAAUAGUUCGACGGGAAUUUAUGCAAGACGCUUUGACAAAGAAUGGGUAG